AUGAUUGCGUUGCAAAUUCUUGGUGUUAUUGUAAGUAAUUUGAUGAUUUUUGGGAUCUUCUGCAUGCAGAGAGGAAUAAUGUAUUUCCUUAUUUUUUCAGACCUUCCUUUCUCUUCAAGCGUUCCCGGCAAAAGUUCCGGUGAGUUAAAUAGGACUUCUGAAUACUUAUUUUUAUUAUUUUUGUAGCAUUGGUCGCUUGCAUCAAAGCGCUCUUCACCUAGUCGUCCAUCGCUUUUAAAUAAAGCGGAUUUUGCGGCUCCGAAGCCGGCUCCAACGAUCACCAGAAGGCGUUCAAGGAAAGGUGAGACAUCGACGACUCAUUUUCCGAAAGGUAUUUCAACUUCAACACGGGGAGAAAAUGUAAUUACGUCGUUGUCAGCGCCAAGUACUAUUUCAACGGUGCCAUCGAGAUCAACAACAGCCGCUGACAGUACUACUGGCAGUCCUACUACUUCCAGUCCUUCUCCAACUACUACUACUGCUCCGGAAACUACUACUACCACAUCUGCUACAACUACUACUGCUGCUACUACGUCCACUACUACUACUCCACCUCAAACUACAACAACCUCCGUCACCUCUACGACUCCUCUUCCAACUACUACAACGUCAACAACACCCUCAACAACUCCAAUCAUCACAACUUCAACUUCCACUACCCCUGCUACAACGUCGCCUCCAACUAGUGGAAUUGGGCAAGGUAAGCAUUGAAAAUUGACUGGGGAUAACUUUUUAGUAGAUGGGGAGUCCAAAAAAUUUUCAUUCAACGUGACAGCAAAUAGUUUUUUGUGCGAAACGAGUAUGUCGGUCUUACUUUCCCAUGUUGGUUCUCACCCAAGUUCCCAGGAAAUUUGAAUAAACUAGGAAGUAUAAAUACAACAGACAAUCCCAAUAUCUUUUAAUUCUGUCUCCGGAUUCCGGUCGUGUGUGUGUGUGCUUCAUUUCGUCUCAAUAAACCCUAUACUCUUCUUACUUUGGACUGGUGACCACCUCCCCCUUCUCCCAGCGUCUCUCGACGUUAUAUGGGGGCUGCCCUUCUCAGCGGAAGAUCCCAGGACCUGUGCAAGUGAAGGUAUAGUUACCAGUGUAUCUGACCGGUGGAAAGUUUGAAACGGGCCGCCCUUUCCUAGACAUGGCUCCAAGCUUUCCAAAAUUCCCCGGGCCUGGCCAACAAAUUUUUGCGGGCGAGCCCCGGGCUUUGAUUUUCAGUCAAACAUGAUUAAAUUUCUCUGUUUUUAUCAGUCCGUCGGGAAAAUAAUAUGGAUCCGUCGCACCUUGUAAUCGCUCAUUUUCGCUUUACAAAGUCUAGCUGGAGAUUUGGUGCGCGACGAGGCGAGAGACUUUGCUGCAAAAAAUCCACGUUAUUUUCCCAACAGACUGAUAUUCUCUCCACUUUCAGCUGUCUCCAACUCCAUUGCUAUUUGGAUAGCCGCGGCAUUUAUCUUGGUAUAA
Molecule: messenger RNA, 1452 nt
Organism: Bursaphelenchus xylophilus (pine wood nematode)
Lineage: Eukaryota; Metazoa; Nematoda; Chromadorea; Rhabditida; Aphelenchoididae
Source: the annotation of a GenBank genome assembly